AUGAAGUCCGUCGUCGCCAGCAUCGGCAUGCUCGCCGCCGUGGCCAACGCCUACCAGUUCCCCCAGCACGCCCACUACCGCCGAGACUACAACGGAACCGACUCUCAGACCACUCUGACCGUCAAGACCACCGUCGUCGAGACUAUCACUAGCUGUGCUCCCACCGUCACCAACUGCCCUGCUCGUGACCAGACUGCUAUUGCUCAGCUCCCCGAGUCCGACAAGACCACCCUCACUGCCACUCACACCGUCAUCCUCACUGAGGUUGUCUGCCCUGUUGCCGAGGCCAGCUCCAUCUACACCUCAGUUCUCCACGAUGCGGAGACUGGUGGCGUUACUGGCAAGACCAUCACUGCUGAUGUCCCCAUGAACACCGGCGGUGCCUACCCUCCCCCCACCGAGGGUGAGAAGACCGUUGUCUCUGACUACACCACCGAUCAGGUUGUUACCCUUACCCAGGGCGAAGAGACCAUCACCACCACUAUUCACAAGACCAUCCAGAAGACCCUGACUGUCCCUGCUGGUCCCGAGGUCACCAACGAUGGUUCUAAGGGCAAUGGCACCCCUGAGGAGGACACCACCACCACCACCACUAAGACCACCACUGGCACUAUCACCAAGACCAUCCAGCGUGUUGGUGAGACCGGCCCCGCCACCGGCGGCGACAACGGCUACAGCACUGGCAAGGGUGAGGGCGAGGACGAUGGCUCCAAGGGUACCGGCAACGGCCCCAACAAGGGCGGCAACGGCGACAACGGCGAGUGUGUCCCCGAGACCGUCACCGUCACCGCUCCCGCCUCCACCGUCUACGUUACUGUUGUCCCCGAGGCUGCCAAGACCAACGGUGCUGAUGAUGCCACUGUCACUGGCAAGACCGUCAAGGGCGACGACUCUGAGGAGGAUGAUGAGGAGGAUGACGACUCCGAGGAGGAGAUCUGCGACACCACCACCACCAUGGAGGCUACCGUCACUGUUGUCCCUUACCCCGUCAACAACACUGCUACCGGUGGCUACGCUAAGCCCACUGGCUUCUCCCGCCGUCUCCGAUAA
This is a messenger RNA of Fusarium coffeatum, 1050 nucleotides long. RefSeq lists its product as uncharacterized. The coding region runs from base 1 to 1050 and encodes 349 amino acids. NCBI's taxonomy places the organism in Eukaryota, Fungi, Ascomycota, Sordariomycetes, Hypocreales, Nectriaceae. The transcript has a single exon. The record is from RefSeq and is a predicted model, not a curated record.